Psylliodes chrysocephalus is the source of this 1636-nucleotide messenger RNA. NCBI's taxonomy places the organism in Eukaryota, Metazoa, Arthropoda, Insecta, Coleoptera, Chrysomelidae. The record is from the annotation of a GenBank genome assembly.
UAACGUGUCUCUCUGUCAUGUGUCAUAACUCAUAACCCCAAAUAAUUUCAAAUUUGUAUUUUGUGUAUUAUCGAACUAUACAUUAGGCAAAGAAAAAACUUUAUAAGUUCGUAUAAAUAUUGCUGUAAAAUUGUAUAUUUUCUAAAAAAUGGAAGAUUUUGUGUGUCCACGAUGCAGAACAUCAAAAUUUCAAAAUCCAUCCAUGAAAAUGAUGGUUAAUGUUUGUGGUCAUGGAUUAUGUGAAAGCUGUGUAGAUUUACUAUUUUUGAAAGGUUCAGGUUCCUGUCCAGAGUGCAGGAUUCCUCUAAGAAGAAAUAAUUUUAGAGUUCAAUUAUUUGAAGAUGCUGGUGUUGAGAAAGAAGUUGAUAUUCGUAAAAGAGUUUUAAGAGACUUCAACAAAAAGGAGGAAGACUUUACAUCUUUACAAGAUUAUAAUGAUUACUUAGAAGAAGUCGAGACUAUUAUAUAUAAUUUAACAAAUGAUAUAGAUGUGCUUAACACGAAUAAACGCAUAGACCAAUAUAAACGGGAUAAUAAGGAACAAAUUUUAAAGAGUAAAGGUAAACUGGGUAGGGAAGAAUAUGAAUUAGAAGAAUUAUUGGAGUUAGAAAAACAAAGGGAAGAAGAAAGGAAGAAGGUAAUUAAAAUAGAAGAAGUAGAAAUUAAGAAAAAGAAAAUUAGAGAAAAAGAAGCAUUGAUUGAUGAACUAAUGUUUUCUAAUGCUGAUGCCAAAAAUAUUGUAGACACAUUUGCACAACAAGCUCAACAAGCCAAAGAAGAGGAGUCCAAAAAAGUUCCGCAAAAAGUGUCUCAAUUUUCAACAGGUAUCCAAUUUGGCCGUCAAAACCAAUCUACAUUUUUACCUGUACCAACAGAUGAUGGUCCCUUAUAUAAAUACAUCCCUCCAGAAUUCCCUACAGAUGGCCCAAGACCACCAAAUGAAAUUGAUGUUAUAGAGAAAAAUUUCUUGAAUCAUGUUCGAUCUGAAACUGAACAAGAAAGAGCUGGAGGUUUUAAGUCUAAUAUAGCUUGUCUAAGAGCUCUCCAGGAUGCUAUGAUGGGACUUUUUCACUCUAAGAAAUCAGUUGUAUUAUAAAGAAGUACCUAAUUUAUUAUUUAUUUUUCUUCAACAGGUUCACUGCUAAUGCCCAAACCAAAUAGUUACCUGGUGGCUGACCAUUUUAUUUAUAACUCUCAAAGUCAACAAGCAGAAAUUUAAAACAGGGACUUAGGUUAGGUAAUGUUUUCCUUUCACCAUGUGGUAAACCGAAUUAAAACAGUUCAACACUUCUGCUAAUAGAAUACUAAUAUAUGAACAAAUAUAUUACAGACGACGCAGAUCCAACCCUUAAGCACACAGCAAAAAAUGGCUAGAAUGCAGAUUCGUGCGGUUAACAUUGAACUUGUUAAAAUAUUGAUAUUUAUUAUUUCCACUACUAUGUCAUAUUAUGGAGUGAUCCAAAAAUGUUUGUGAAGUAGGCCUUGGCCAAAAACAAGCAUAUCAUACCAUACAAUAAUUACUAAUUUUUUUUUUUUAAUUACUGUUUGGAUUCAAUUAGUAGUUAACAGGGACAUGACUCGUUUGUCUUUAUUGGUCAUGGCCUAUUUUAGAAACAUUUUUUUUGUGGAUCAGGCA